UCGAACGUUGAGCGUACGACUGAGCAUGCACAUGGAAAUGUCUCCUACCGGCGUGCUCGAACAACCGAAUGCUUCUAUGAAAUCUUGUUUGGAAAAUCUCUACAUUCGAUCCGAUUUUAAGGUAUGUGUUGGAUUAGGUGAUAUGCACCCGGGGAUUUAGUUGUGAAUGCGAUCGAAUUAACGGUUUGGAUGAUCUGCUCGUUAGUCGCGCCCGGUGGAGAUCAGCUGAGCACAUAAACAAUAAAUGUAUUAAAUAUUUACUGUAUUAUAAGCUGAUACCGUGUUUUUUAGCCCAAGACAUUUUACGAUUUAUUAGCAUUGUGUUCGACUUUACAGCUGUAUUUAUAAUCUAGUGGCAGUUUCGAAAUCAAAUGCAAACGAAAUCCUUUUUUUUUAAGAAUUAACGUUACACUAUUAUAUGUAAGUGGGUGUACUUUUUAUGUUUUUUUUUUAGUGAUGAACCAAUACAAUUCCAAUAAAUCCUGCGAAAAUAAUACCUAAAGCUUUAUGAUAAGAAAAUGGUAUUUCUAAUACAAACCACUUGGGUCAAGUGUUCUGUUAUGAGCUUAUCUAAAUUAAAAAACAUUUGCUGUCUUGCAAGCACUGAUUUCCCCCCACAUUUAUAAUUGACAGUGUGUUUGGGAUGGAAACUGAAGGCAAGAGUGAUGGUCAAGUUAGUGAUUCCUGAUGCUGAGUUGAUGUUUCAGAGUUUAUUCUCUCUCACUGCAGCGUGUGAAGCAGGUGAUACGGUUAUGUCAAGUUAAUGGCAGCAGGAGUCAUCAGGGAACAGAAGCAUCAGUGGCAGGAAAAUGAACGGCGAAGAACCUGGUAUAGGAGGUCCAACCCCAGCAGUGGUUGGGUAUUUGGGAAAAUGGGAAGACAAAAAUGCCUCACCUGGGAAUUGUCCUUGGUGUUUGGGAAAAGGUCAGGCAAAUGCUCUCCGGUACUACGCCAUCAAUUUGGAGGAGACCAUUAUGCUCUGUACAAAUCCAGUGUGCCUUUACCCCCUUGUUAGCAGACCACUGGAAGAUGUGCGUGCUGGUUUGUCUAAAACUAUUGAAGGAUGCAAGAGGAAAUCCUCCAUCCUGCCUGAGGUUGAUGACAUAUCCUCCCCUUCAAAACGGCCAAAAGAUGAGAACCUAGAGGUGUUGCCUGCUCUUUCCGAGCCAUGCAAUCUCAAUGCUUCAUCCCUUCCGGAUCACACUGAAAUGUUAAAUGGGGAACAGUUCAUAUUUGAAACAAACACUGUCUCUAUUAAUGACACUGAGAAUCAAAAUCCUGAGGAGUUACCCGUUGGCACUGAUGUGGAUGUUGACUUGGAUGUAGACAAGAAGGAUGAUGGUGUAUCUAGCACUCAAGAUGAGAGAGAGGAGAUGGAUGAAUUUGAUAUAGAAGCACUAGUAGAAUUGGUUCCUUUGCAACCUCAUCUCUUCUGGAAAAAUGAGGAUAAUCUGUGUUGGUUGGAUUCGUUGUUGGUUAUGCUUGUGAACUGCAGGACGAUCAGGGAGGCUCUGAAUCAGGAUGUAAAUGUGCCGGACUCUGUGGUUAGGAACUUUUUCUCGACGUAUGAUAAGACAUGUGCGUACGUAAAAGCAAAGGAACAGCAGUGUGAAGACAAGAUAACCAGAGUCCCAGCGGACGUCCUGAAAGAGGCGGAGCGACAGCUCUCUGCUCUCCGUUUGUCACUCUUCAAACUCCUUCAGCCUACACUCAAGUGUGAAAUUGGUAAGAAAGAAACGCCUGUCUUUGCUCUCCCUCUACUUCUGCGGUCAGAUAAAUGGGCCGAGGAGCUUUUCCAGCACACUGUCCGCUGGGAAUUUAGGUGCACAUCCUGUGGUUAUACUGUCAACAACAGCGGCGUGAACACUCUAACAACAUUAACUCAGAUUAUGUCUGACUGGCACCCGCUGAAAGCGACCCACCGAACUCAAUGCAGUAACUGCAGCCGUAAAAACCAGAGAAGGAAAAUGGUACUUGAGAGGUUAUCUUCCGUGUUUGCUCUUCACUUCGUGGAGGGCCUGCCAAGAAAAGACAUCUCUAAAUACUCAUUUGAGUUUGAGGGCACCCACUACAAUGUUAGCACUAUCUUUCAGUACAAUAAAGAUCUCAAGCACUUUGUCACAUGGAUCCGCCAGAGUAAUGGAUCAUGGCUGGAAAUUGAUGACUUGAAAUACCCUAACAGCAUCACUCACAAAAGGUUUACGCUCCGUGCAAAGGAAAUUCACGUUGUUUUCUGGGAGUCCGAGUCCAGACAGGACAGUGCUUCUGAGGCCUGCCCGCUGACAGCUCCUUCCGUCACGGACAUUGAUGAUAAUCAGCUGUCUGAUUCUGCAGCCGAUGACGCGUAUGUGCUAAGUGCGAUGACUGUAAGCGAGGACGCAGAUGUCACCAAUUCCACUACUUUAAAUGCAUCUAUUGGCAACACCACAUUACUGGACACGUUUGAGGGACUUACACACACGGACAUCGUGACCCUCACUCUGGUAGAGGAGAAUGCUGUUACCGAGGCAACACAUCUUCCGGUUCCACAGCCCCCAGCUUUCGUGCCCGCCGUCAUCCCCAAUCUUCCAGUAGCAUCUAGUGUGUCUUCUAAUUUUCCUUCUUCAAGCCCUCCGAAGCACACUCAGACACACAGUUCUGGUUCCUCAGAAGUAACUCUAUCUUCAGCCGUGAAGCAGACAGUAGCUACAGAAAUGCAUUCACCCUUACCUCCACCAGCAGUUGCUAGAAAUACAGUUGGCCUACAACACGCUUCAUUACUUCAACGGCAUCCUAGUUUCCAGUCUACUCCAGUAAGACCCCCUGCUCCGAAACCGAGACCCACUCUGAGAUGCGAGAACAACGAAGCUUACCCAGCAAAGCCGGCGGAAACUUUCAGUGGUUUCUUAAGCAGGAAGGGAACUGGUCUGCCAAAUCCAACUGGUAAAAAUCCUUCCACAGGCGCUAGUCAUACCAGUAAAGCAUCCGACAUCCUGAAAUUGAAUGGUAAGAAAACUUCAAGCCUUUCGGUGGAUAAGCAGCCUACCACCACAACUGAAGCUCUCAGGAUGAAGCUCAUGAAGAAACUCCAGGCAAAGAAAAAGAAACUUGCCAAGCUAAACCAGCUCCUGGUAAACGGAGGAGAAAUCACCCCGAAGCCGGACAGCACGGCGCUCUUGUCACCGUACUCUGUCACUUCCAGCACCUCAGCAUAUGACAGCCCAGCAUAUGACCAGUUCUUUGCCGAGCUGUUGUCUCCCGUGACGGUUAGCAACCUCUCGCCUGAUAGUACAGAUCUGCAGGAGAUGUUAAACAAUUCCCAGAAUAGCGAGACCAUGAAUGGAAGUUUACGGUCUGAUUCUACUAUUCCAACCGUGGUGCCUGAACAAACUUUGAUCUACCCCUCUUCAACUGAUGAUUCUAUUAUGAAUCUUGAUGACUUUAUACAAACUGAAAUGGGUCAGACUGCUAUUGAAAACACAGAUUUUAAUUCAUUAGAUUUGUUCUUCUGAUGAAGGAGCCUCCUAGAACCUUCAGUUAAGUUGUUCCUGAGCAUUCUUCUUAUGUUUUAUAUUGAGGAUCUAAGAAUUUUGUUAGAAGAUAAUGUGAUGCAUCAUCGAGCGAAUCUAGAUGUCAUGUCGGAAUCACUUUAAGGUUAGAAAACAUUGUGUAUUUGUAUAUGUUCUUGUAAAGUUUUGUACAAAACUACAGAUUUUUUUUGUCUUGCUGGUUUUAUAGUUGGCAGUAUUUAAACAAUUUAUAUUAAAUUUUCUCUGAAAUGGAA
Molecule: messenger RNA, 3763 nt
Organism: Triplophysa dalaica
Lineage: Eukaryota; Metazoa; Chordata; Actinopteri; Cypriniformes; Nemacheilidae
Gene: uspl1
Product: ubiquitin specific peptidase like 1
Exons: 8
Coding region: 810-3491 (893 amino acids)
Biological process (GO): protein desumoylation; Cajal body organization
Cellular component (GO): Cajal body
Molecular function (GO): SUMO binding
Source: RefSeq, a predicted model, not a curated record